GGUUCUGUCUCGACAUCCCUCGUUUGUACUUUUCGCAACCUUCUUUCCUUUCAUCCAAUCCUAAGUUUGCUUUAUCCAAUUCGUUUAUCUAUUUUUAUUUCUGUCGGAUCGAUUAGUUGAGUUGAACAAAAAGAAACAGAGCAGGGAGGGAGGGAUGGGUUGUAGAGAUCUGAUCAGCAGUCUGCCAGACGAGGUUCUCGGGAAGAUCCUGUCCUUCCUUCCGACACAUAUCGCCGCUUCCACAUCGGUUCUGUCCAAAAGAUGGAGGAAUCUUCUCGCGCUUGUAGACAAGCUUGAUCUGUGUGACGCAAGUGGUGGUCCUCUAGGCUUCCCUGAGUUCGUGGAAAAAACACUUGCUCUCUUUAAAAACUCUCCACUCAUCAAGACGUUCCAUCUUAACUGCGAGCACAAGCACGAAGAGUCUCGUGUGGACGGUUGGAUCCGCACUGCCCUGGAGCUCGGCGUCUUGGAGGAGCUUCGCUUGGAGACCGUAGGUAUGUAUCUUAUAGAGACUGAGUUCUUCACGAGCAACACACUGGUUGACCUCACGAUAUGCGAUGGAUUCUACCCCGCCGGUCGCCUCCCCGCUGGUGAAGUCUUUUUCCCAGCCCUCAAAAGACUCUCUCUCUUCUCCGUGGCGUUUGCAGAUUGCGACAUGUACGAGGAUCUCGUCCUUGGGUGCCCUGUGCUCGAGGAACUGUUCCUACACUAUCCUGAUGAUAACAAUCCCCCGGCUUGGGCAGGGAUCGUCUCUAGCCCUUCCAUCAAGCGACUGACCAUCUAUCACGAGUAUCCCGAUUACCGUGAAGUUUAUGACUCUCUUCUGCUCUACACGCCCAGUCUUUUGUACCUUGACUACUCUGGUUAUGUUGCGGAUAAGUAUGAUGUUGAUUUUGAUUCCCUUGUUGAAGCAAGGCUUGAUCUUCGUCCUUGGGAGCCACUUACAGACAAGGAUGAUGAUGAUGAUGAUCGUAGUAGUAGUAGUGAUUGUGAGGAUGAUACAACAGACGAUGAUGAUAGUGAUUUUGAGGAUUAUGCAGAUUCUUUUAAUUCUUGGGAUGUUACCGGCCUGCUUACAAGUAUAAGCAAUAUCAAGACCCUUCACUUGUCUUCGGCUUCUCUUGAGGUCUUUCACUUUUACUGUGAAUCAAUGCCAGUCUUUCACAACCUCCUUACUUUAUCAUUUGAGAGUGACAAAGACAAAGGAUGGCAAGUGGUGCCUCUUCUUCUCAACAGCUCUCCAAACCUACAAACUCUAGUCAUCAAGGGCCUUGUGCACAAAGUUACAGAUAGAUGCGGGGACGCCUGCAUCUGCAUCCCUAAGAAGAAGAAGAAGGAAGAUGGAGUACCAUGCUGUUUAUCCACAUGUCGAGUCAAGAUGUUAAACAUUUCAGGGUAUUUAGGAACUUGUAGAGAGCGGAAACAGUUAAGUCAUUUCUUGGCGACUUUGAAAUGUCUUGAGACUGUCAAAGUUGGUGUUGAAGUUGAUAACCAACAAGAGAACCAUAUUCAUAAUAGAUACAUGGGAAUCAUCAAUGCUCUUAUCAAUCUUCCAAGAGUUUCGCCAAACUGUCAGCUCCAGUUCUUCUGAUUUCUCUUUUCUCCUUUUAAAAAAAAAUUAUUUCGUCAGUCUGUUUAUUUGAUUGUCACAACACAUUUGUAUUGAACUCUACUUUUUUUAUGUAAUCAUAGCUGUUUUUGCAUGAAAUCACAUAAAUGUACGAC
This is a messenger RNA of Raphanus sativus (radish), 1725 nucleotides long. Its product is annotated as putative F-box protein At1g21990. The coding region runs from base 155 to 1591 and encodes 478 amino acids. The transcript has 3 exons. The record is from RefSeq and is a predicted model, not a curated record. Lineage: Eukaryota; Viridiplantae; Streptophyta; Magnoliopsida; Brassicales; Brassicaceae. Gene Ontology annotation, molecular function: protein binding.